GAAAAGUGAAACAGCGAGAAUGGCGUCAGUGUCGGGAAACAUGAAGGGUUUCUACAGGCAGAAGAAAACCGCCAAUAAAUCUUCCAAGAAAUCUCCGAUUAACGCCGCCACGUUGGGCUCCGACGCAGCCCAACCAGCGGCUCUCAUCUCGCACGGCGGAAAACCCGACCUCGAAGAUGAAUACAAAGAGAGCGAAGAGGUGUUGCGGCAAUUCGACUUGAACAUGGCUUAUGGACCUUGCGUUGGAAUGACAAGGCUAGAACGCUGGGAGCGUGCUCGAAAGCUCGGUUUGAACCCUCCGCAAGAAAUCGAGAGGCUCUUAACGUCUGGUAAAGUUCAGACAGAGUCUUUGUGGGAUGGGCGCAUUUAAACGCUGUUUUGUAUGAAAAAUGAAAGCCUAAUCCUUAUUGUAGCUUCUGACUGGUUUUUUUAGCUUUUGCUUAGGAAAAUCAGCUUCUGGCUGCGUUCCUUAUGUUAUGUGACUCAACUCAGUAACAUGUUCUUGUUUUCUUGCUUCCGGUUGUUAAUUCUUGUUGUUAAAUAAAUGUUUGCUUUGUUAACUAACUGUUCUCUGCUGUGAUAUGUGAAAGUUUGAUUUUGUGUGGUAGUUAUUUGAGGAUUUGUUUUGUUAUAUUUGUGAUAUAUAAACUGA
This is a messenger RNA of Abrus precatorius (Indian licorice), 652 nucleotides long. RefSeq lists its product as uncharacterized. The record is from RefSeq and is a predicted model, not a curated record. Gene Ontology annotation, molecular function: DNA-directed DNA polymerase activity. Bases 20 to 370 code for a protein of 116 amino acids. NCBI's taxonomy places the organism in Eukaryota, Viridiplantae, Streptophyta, Magnoliopsida, Fabales, Fabaceae. Gene Ontology annotation, cellular component: delta DNA polymerase complex. Gene Ontology annotation, biological process: DNA synthesis involved in DNA repair; DNA-templated DNA replication. The transcript is spliced from 2 exons.